AUGAAGGCAUGGGAAGUGUUAUCUUUCUCCCUCAUUCUAAUACCUUCUCUCGGUGGAUCUCAAGGUAAUUUCUUUUUCUAAUACAGGAGUGUGAAUGAGCAACAUAUCAUUGGACGAUGCGAUGAUGAUAUAAUUCUCCCUUGCUCAUUCAAGAGUGGGCCCGAAGUUGUAAUUCACUGGCAUUACCAAAACAAUAGCAAUGUUCACAGUUACUACAAUGGCAGAGACCAUUUGGAGAGACAACAUCACAGAUUCACAGACAGGACAUUCCUCUUCCACAGCGAGAUUCCCAGUGGGAAUGCCUCCCUGUCUGUCAGAAGACUGAGCCUUUUGGAUGAAGGAAUUUAUGUCUGCUAUGUGGGUACAGUAAGUGGGUACAACACUCACAAAGUGGUGCUGAAGGUGGGAGCUUUCCGCACACCUUUUAUGAAGUAUGAAAAGAGGAACGCAGACAGCCUCCUGAUAUGUGGUAUAUUAAGUGCUUAUCCUCACCCACAAAUCACAUGGAAAAUGGAUAACACAUCAGUCUAUGAAAGCAAUUUAGAAGAAACUGGCUAUCUGGGUCCAUUUUAUAUUAACAGUACACUGAAUGUUACGGGAUCAAAUUCAUCUUAUGAAUGUGCUAUUGAAAAUUCAUUCCUGAAUCAAACGUGGAAGGCACGCUGGACAUGGAAAGGUGCCCAUCGCAAAGUGCAAAGUGAACCCAUGUCCCUCUCAUGCCAGGCUGUCGGCAGUUUUUCUCUACCACGUCAAGACUUCCAUGUGACUUGGUCCAGGGUCGAAGGUGGGGCAUCUUCUAUCUUGGCUUGGUACCUGGGUGCCUCCCAGAACACAAUUGUCAAUGAGCGUCGUUUCUCAUGGAAUCAAGAGCUGAUAAAUCAGAGUGACUUCUCGAUGACUUUGAUAGAUCUCAGUCCUUCAGACACUGGGGAAUAUGUGUGCAAUAUUUCCUCAGGAGAAUACACUUCACUCACUGUUUACUACCUGCAUGUAGCUCCAGGUCAGGGGACAUUUUCCUGGAAAAUAUUUGUUCCAGUUUUUGUGGCUCUACUGAUUUUUCUGAUUAUGAUGCUAAGAUACCGCCACAAAUGGAGAAGGUGCUCCGCUGUCAGCACAGACACGUACUGGGAUUCUGUGGACAACAGUUCUAACCAUGGAGAUAACUCAGAGGAAGACGUGUCAGCAGGGAAGCUAAUACGCAUUUCUACCAAGAACUCAGAAAAGAUGCUGAGUCAAGAUCCGACCAACUGA
Molecule: messenger RNA, 1251 nt
Organism: Jaculus jaculus (lesser Egyptian jerboa)
Lineage: Eukaryota; Metazoa; Chordata; Mammalia; Rodentia; Dipodidae
Gene: Hhla2
Product: HERV-H LTR-associating 2
Exons: 7
Source: RefSeq, a predicted model, not a curated record